Molecule: messenger RNA, 3860 nt
Organism: Talpa occidentalis (Iberian mole)
Lineage: Eukaryota; Metazoa; Chordata; Mammalia; Eulipotyphla; Talpidae
Gene: TWSG1
Product: twisted gastrulation BMP signaling modulator 1
Exons: 5
Coding region: 108-779 (223 amino acids)
Biological process (GO): regulation of BMP signaling pathway
Source: RefSeq, a predicted model, not a curated record
CCUCGCACAGCCUCGCGGCGCGCCCGGGGCUCCGCGGACCCGCCGGGGAACGAACGGGAGGCGGCGCCGCGGCUCACGCUUCCUGGAAGUUGCAUUUUUGAAGAAACAUGAAGUCAUACUCUGUUAUUAUGCUUACUCUAGCCAUCCUGGUGUUCCUGACUUGGGUCCCUGUGUCACUGAGUUGUAACAAAGCACUUUGUGCUAGUGAUGUGAGCAAAUGCCUCAUUCAGGAGCUCUGCCAGUGCCGACCUGGAGAGGGAAAUUGUUCCUGCUGCAAGGAAUGUAUGCUGUGUCUUGGCACCCUUUGGGAUGAGUGCUGUGAUUGUGUUGGUAUGUGUAAUCCUCGAAACUAUAGUGACACACCUCCGACUUCAAAGAGUACAGUGGAGGAGCUUCAUGAGCCAAUCCCUUCUCUCUUCCGGGCACUCACAGAAGGAGAUACUCAGUUGAACUGGAACAUUGUUUCCUUUCCUGUUGCAGAAGAACUCUCACAUCAUGAGAAUCUGGUUUCAUUUUUAGAAACUGUGAACCAGCCACACCACCAAAAUGUGUCUGUUCCCAGCAAUAAUGUUCAUGCACCUUAUUCCAGUGACAAAGAACACAUGUGUACUGUGGUUUAUUUUGAUGACUGCAUGUCCAUACACCAGUGUAAAAUAUCCUGUGAGUCCAUGGGGGCAUCCAAGUACCGGUGGUUCCAUAACGCCUGCUGCGAGUGCAUUGGUCCAGAAUGUAUCGACUACGGUAGCAAAACUGUCAAAUGUAUGAACUGCAUGUUUUAAAGAAGGAAAAGAACAUGCAAAUAAAAGCUAUUUAGUUAAAAAGAAAGGUAUAGGAAGCUAUUCAGUGAGGUCUACUGGUUCCAUCACAAUGCCAACAGGUUGAGAAGACGUAAAGCAUUUGAACUGAGUUCUUUUGACAAACUCAUGACAAAUCUAAUAAUGUAUUAAAUUAUGAUUAUAACUGCUCUUAUUCAUUUUACUGCCUGCUAGUAAUAAGCCUUAAAAACAUGUACAUCUUUGGUCACAUGAGAACUAAGUGCAUAGAGAAUUCUUGGAAAGGGCUGAUGUUUCUAACAUAAAGUCUGAUGUCAUUUUCUUCUAGUGUUCCAAAAGUUUUGUUUUGAAAGUGUUAGAACAUGUUAAUGUAAUUUAUGAUUUCUUUAUGUGCUUCUCCCAGGACACUGAUUUUUUUAUUAUAUGCCUUUCUUCACUGUGCCUUGUAUUGUUCAUCUGUUCUGUAAUUAGGGUAGAUAUUCAAAUAUAUCAUCAUGAGAACUCAUAUAAAUCAUCAAAAGCUAAAUUUCAAACCUUCUUAUCUUGGUUUUAUAAAGUAAAUGCUCACUAUAUUUUACAAUUUAAAAUUUGCAUAGUAGAAUUCAUCCUAUAGUACACAUGCUGACAGAGCUUUAAGAAAAGCUUCUCUUUCUCUUCCAUCCCAUUGCCCAAAGUGCUGAUGUCAGUAGUGAUGAAGAAUUGUUACUGAGAAUUUCCGGGAUACCUGAGACUGGGUUAAGUACAUUGCUAUGGUACGUAAUUACUAAGUUAAAGCAUUUCUCUGAAGAGCUCUAGGAAUGGGAAUUGACUGCCGUCUCACUCCACUUAAAGCACCAGGGAAACAAACCUGUCCCCUUCUCUGGAAAUGUUGAAGCUGAAAGAUGAAGUUGUGUCCACUAGACAAGAGCAUGAGCUCCAUAGGCCUUAGCACAGGCAGAGCCAUGUUCCUCCGUGGACAAAUGAUUAGAGGGGGUAAAGAAUAAUACUUGGCAGUAUGAACAGUAAAGGUUGAAAAUGCUGGCAAUCCCAGUGGGAAACUAACUUAAAACUACAUUGUUUUGUUAUUUUGUAUCAAGUGUUAUUAUUAAACAAGUAUAAUCAUGUAGUAGAAGGCUAAGAAUAUGAAACAAAAAUCUCUGUUCAAGAUAAUGUAAACUCCAAAUACACCACAGAUUAUUUUGUCAGCUUUUUAUAUAAUGUUUCAAUAAAAAUAAAUUUAAGUUCUGUGUUCUUCAUAGUAAUAAAAUUUUUAUCUCAAGCAUGAAUCUAAAACAUUUAUAUUAGAGACUUAAAUUUAUAAAAUUAUUAAUUUCUCUAGUGCAUAUUUGAAUUGAAAGGAACAUUGUAGGAGUACCUCUUAUAUCUAAAUAUUAUAGUAUAUAAAAAUAAUGAUCUUAGAUAUCUUGUAUUCAAUAUAUGAACAGUAGUUGGCUAUAAGAUCAUAUGUAAUAUUGUGAUUAACUAUCAUAAAAUUUAAAGCUUUAUACUUUUUGUUCUUUCCAGUAACUAAUGAAUGCUCAAGGUAAUUUAACCUUUUAAAAGUUAAAAUUUAUGUCAUUGGGCCUCCCUGGUGGCGCAGCGGUUGAGCGCUGGGUUGCGAAGUUGCCCGCAGCCUCUGCAGCACUGGUUCGAUCCCCGGCUGCUCCCCAGGCACCAGCGAGGGUCCCAUAUGGCGCGCAGACCUCUCCUGCCACCAGCUGCUCCCCUUAGCAGUGUGCCUUGGUCCCUCUGCCUGCUCUGCUCCCUGCUCUGGCUCUGGUGAAUUCUCUCACCUUCCCACGCUUCUGACUGUACCCAGUGCUUGUAUAAAUAAAUAAAUAAAUCUUUUAAAAAACAAAAAAAAUUUAUGUCAUGGAUACAGUUUUUUAUUAGGAAAACAUUGAGAUAAACUUUCCUACUUUUACUUAAAAUGCCUCUUUAAAAAGUGCCUUGAAAACAUUUUAGCUCCCCUUCUUCAUUAGUAACUAUAAACUUUGAAGAUUUUUUUGAGUUUAAGAAAGGAUCGUUUUAAAGGAAUCAGCAUCAGUUGCUUUGUUUCAAUAUUGCUGUUUUUCAAAAUAGUUUCAUACCUAUGAAUAGAAGAAUGCUGUUAUUUUUAUUGAUAACAGGCUUAAUAAGUUCCCUUAAAUAUGUCAACAUUCUUUAAUUGCAUUUAUCAUCUUUUUUUAGGUCAUCAUUAUUAAAUGUAAAAAAUAAUAUCUUGUACUUUAUCACCCCUUCAGGAGGAGGGUAAUUUCUUGAACCAUAUAGUGUUUUAACUGAUUUUCCUUACCUCUCUCUCUUCCAGUGGAAAUUAUCCCUAAAUGUAGUGGUCUUUUAAAUUCAAAUUUUGCUGGAUUUUUCCUUAUGAAGGGGUUGAUAGAAAGAAUUCCCCUAAGAGGUUCCACUUCCAGUUCUAUAAUGUCUUUCAGGUUUGAGUAACAAUAUUUUCCUAAAUUAAAAGUCUAACAUUUGGGAAAUCAGUAGCCCCACUAACAUUUAGGCUUUCUUAGCUAUGUAAACACAAUUCACUUUUAUAUUUAAGCUCUGGUAAAAAUUCUUUUUAAAAUAAAUUGCUACCCUUUUAUAACUAUAUCAAAAAAAAAACACUAAAUUUUAAAUCAGUAGUUAUUACAAAGCCGUAUGUAAGUUUCUUUCCUAUCAAAAGACAUGUCCUUACUAACAGAUUUUUCUGUCUUCCCCCAUAUCAUCUAAUUUUUCUGAAACUACUCACAGUAGUGCUACCAAAUCAAAUAAUUCCAAUAAAAUUUAGUAUUUACAUAGAAUGUUAUAAAAGAGAGGCCCUUCAUUUAGACUAUGCUUUCUAAUGUUUCAGAAAACAAAAGUAAUUGAAUACUUGAAUAGUUACUUAUAAACCAAAUUUGCAUCAGAAAGAAGAAAACAAACUAAAACUAUUGGAAAAUGAGGUAAAUAUAAAUAAACCACAUAUUUAAAUUUUUAUAAUGAAAGUCUCUCUGAAGAUUUUUUAGAAAUCUUUUCUGCAUUCCCAGGAGUCUAUGUUUAUUGUAUUUUAUAUGGUCUACAACAUAUAUGUGUAUUUUCCUUUGGUUGUCCCAAUUUAAAAAAAUGUUUUAAUAAAAAACUGAA